This is a messenger RNA of Aspergillus clavatus NRRL 1, 1116 nucleotides long. RefSeq lists its product as uncharacterized. The coding region runs from base 1 to 1116 and encodes 371 amino acids. NCBI's taxonomy places the organism in Eukaryota, Fungi, Ascomycota, Eurotiomycetes, Eurotiales, Aspergillaceae. The transcript has a single exon. The record is from RefSeq and is a predicted model, not a curated record. Gene Ontology annotation, cellular component: nucleus. Gene Ontology annotation, biological process: regulation of cell cycle.
AUGGCAGACCAGCUUCGGAUGAGUCUUAACACGACUCUGACGCUAUCAGAACAACUACAGGCCGCCCUUUCGACUCCUGCGAACGCUACCUCACCCCCUGAUCUUUCGGUGAAAGAUGCGCUUCCUCUUCUCUCAGCGUCAGCAACUGCUUUGAAGUCUCAGGUUACGAAACUGUCUCUCUUGACAAUUACUGCUCCUUUUACUCAUUCCGCGGUUGGAACCGUUAUCUCGGCAUUAAAUGGAUCCGUACUCCCGUCUCUCGUCACAGCCGCCCUGUUAGUUACUCCGACUGAGUACACGAAAGCUUUCCAUACAGAGGUGCACGCUUUAACGAAGACGGCAUUGAAGGAACUGGAUUCGCUAGUAAGGGAGGUCCAGGCUGUCUCGGAAAAGGCAAACAAGGCAAAGGGAGACGCGAAGAAAGGCGGUGAACUUUCGCAGGCGGAGAAGGAUGGCGUCACACUCACAACUGGACGCGUCUGGGAUGUCUGCGAUGCUCUGAUUGAUGUUGCAGCCAAAGGGGUUGUUGGGUUUGUGAUUCGGCGCGUUGAGGAGUGGAGGGAUUUGGUGCGCGACGCGGUGGAGGAGAUCGAAGAAUGGGAUCCGGAUGAGGAUGGAGACGAGUUCUUCGACGAACUCCUGAGCGACGACAGUGACAAGGAGGCGGACGACGAAGAUGGCGAGGGGGAUAAAGAGGACAACGCUGCAAUUCACGCACAGAAGAAGUCCACCCUUCGAAUCCUGAAGCCUAUCGCUCAGAUUUAUCCUGCUAUUAUUACGAACCGGCUGAAGAAUGCUGGGGACACGCCAUCGUCAUCCACAUCCGGCAUCAGCAAGCUGGAAAAUCUGAUGGCGAAUUUGCAGCGCAUACCAGAGCAUGUUGAUGAGAUCGCAGGAGCGCUUUACGAAGAGGAUAUGGACAAAUGUACGAAGUACCUUGGCAUGGUCAAAAACUACGCCAUCAAGGCCGUUGACUCAGUUGGGCCACUCUGGAAUGCGAAAAGCACCACCGAUGGUCAACAAACUACGGAGGAUAAGUUCACAAUAUGGUCGAAAACAUGGAGAAACGUUCUGGAUGAAGUUAGCAAGUCUGCGGAAACGGAGACCUCGAAAUAG